AUGCUGAAACCUUUCUGCUUUUACCUCCUGAAUGCUCUGGAUUUCCUUCAUACCGAGGCCGGCUUGAUCCACACAGACAUUAAGGCAUCAAAUAUCCUCCUGGAGAACAAGGAUGAAGACGUGCUGCCCGAUAUGGAGAAGAUAGAGACGGAGCACCCGAGCGAGCGCAAAGUCAUCGAUGAGCAGCGCACAAUCUACAAAUCCCGACGGAUGCCUAAGCCGAAGUCAUGGGGCUAUCCGAUCCUUUGCGAUUUCGGAGAAGCGCGGUUUGCAGAGCGGAAAUAUGCCGAAUACAUUAUGCCAGAGAUCUAUCGGGCUCCGGAGGUGAUCCUUGAAAUGGAAUGGGACUACAAAGUCGAUAUCUGGAAUUUCGGAGUUAUGAUAUGGGACCUCUACGAGGGAAAGCAUCUCUUUGAUAGUAGGACCGAUGAAGGCGAGCUGAGCAACAUCAAACACCUCUCGCAAAUCGUUGCGUACUUGGGACCCCCUCCUCGCGAGUUUCUCGAAAAAGACGGGAGCGCCUUCUUAUUCUUUGGCGAGAAUGGCACAUUGAUGGACGCUAAAAUUCCUCCGCUUUCAUUUGAAACCGAGGAAGAGAAUCUAGAAGGACGAGACAAGGAAAACUUUCUUGCCUUUAUGAGGUCAAUGCUGUGCUGGUUACCGGAACAGAGAAAGACGGCAAGGGAGCUUCUGGAGCAUCCAUGGAUGGGUCAAAAAUAG
Lasiodiplodia theobromae is the source of this 720-nucleotide messenger RNA. RefSeq names its product CMGC/SRPK protein kinase. The record is from RefSeq and is a predicted model, not a curated record. Gene Ontology annotation, molecular function: ATP binding; protein kinase activity. Gene Ontology annotation, biological process: protein phosphorylation. The transcript has 4 exons. The coding region runs from base 1 to 720 and encodes 239 amino acids. NCBI's taxonomy places the organism in Eukaryota, Fungi, Ascomycota, Dothideomycetes, Botryosphaeriales, Botryosphaeriaceae.